AUGGCAAGAAGAAAGGCUAAAUUGUACAGUCGAUUUGAUGUUGCCACUUAUAUGCAAGAGAAGAAACGCUUAAAAAAAGAGACUGCAUUAGCACACAAGACACUUGCAAAGAAAAAAUCGAAAUUAGACAGGCUUAUAUACAGGGUAAGUGCAUGUAAAAUGCUUUUUUUCCCAUUCAUAUUGGGAGGUGUAUCUAGGGAGGUGUAAAAAUUUACAUUGUUACCAAGAUUCACGUAGUAGUAGGAAGUUAUGCUUUAUAUUAAGAUUGAAUAACCCACCAGGAAUUAAGCCAUUAAGCUGCAUGACUCCCCUUGGCAUGUUGUCUUGUAUUAGACAGAGUAGAAGGGUCAUGACAGGUGCAUUAGAGACAUCAGUACCCAAUGGGUUUACAAGGAGAAAUUUACAGAUUAGUAAAUUAACCCAUUAAGUUGCAAGACUCUCCUGAAUUGCGGUCGUUUCGCCAACAAGUCGUUUCGCCAACUGUCAGUUCGCCAACGUCUCGGGUCGAUUCGCAAACGUUUCCUCACGUUCUUAUGUCAGUUCGCCAACGUUAUACACAGUUCAUACAUGGAUAUAUAAAUCUAUUAAUGUUUGUAGAGAAUAACCGAAAUAGCGAAUUCUCCCGACAUUUAUUUUUAGACGGUGUAAAACAGGUUUAAUCAGCGGACGCUAAACAACUAAUUUUUGGUAGGGCCUUAAACUCACGAAAUGUGAAAGUUUUUAUGCAUAUGAUAUACCAUUCAAAUAACACAACUGAAGAGUUUUCAAACAACAAUACGAAGAUUAACUAUACUCUGCAUUAACAAAAUUCCACAAUAGAGCAUAGAACAAUAUAACCAAGGUUAGACACUGGUGACGCUUUUGAUCGCCAACGUUCCAACAUAUUUUCUACAAACAUUGUUUGUGUUUCAUGGUUUCACAUUCUAAAGACGUGAACUAUUAAAUGACCAUGGAUUAAAUGACCAUGAUUAAAAACGUUGCGUUGGCGAACUGACAUGAGAACGUGAGGAAACAUUGGUGAAUCGACCUGAGACAUUGGCGAACUAACAGUUGGCGAAACGACUCGUUGGCGAAACGACCGGUUACCACUCUCCUCAUGACGAGUAAAAUCAUCUGUCACCAUUACAUCAUGUACAUCAUAUAUUACAAUAUUACUUUACAUUUCCUGCAGAUUGAGGAGGUCUCAGAAGAAACACAAAUAGUCAGCGGAGACCCCCAACCUGAAUUGCUCACUCCACCUGCCAAAAAGAAGAAAACGACAUUCCUUUCUGAAAAAAAUGCAAAAGCAAGAUGUGGUAAUCCAACUGUUCUAAGUUCUAAUGAUAAACCAGGGUUAUCUGCACAGGCAAUGGCAAGACGAAGAACAGAAACAUUUGAUGCUGCUUCAAAAAUCCAUGGGGCAACCCCCGAAAAUCCCUUACCUACUUCAGUUGGUCUUUUGGAUACAGUGGAAAAGAAGUGCUCACAGGAAGUUCUUGUCAAGUUUAUGUCGACUAGUAAGAAAUUUAAAAAUGUAUUUUCUGUGAUAUUUAAGACUGCUUCAGAUAACUUUGAACAAUCACAGGCAAAUAAACUCCGAAGUAUUGCAGUUUAUUACAGUAAAGGAGUGAUGGGCAAGAGAAAAUAUAGAUCAACCUAUAGAUGUUUGUCCAUGAUGAGAAAUCCAAAUGGAAAAAGUAAAACCACUCGUAUUAAAGUUCUGUCAAACCCACUGCCUAGACUACUUCCUUACAACAAGCUUGCUUCUAUGCUCAAUGAAAUUGAAAUAGGAACGCUGUAUAGUGUUCGCGAUACUUUGUGUGAUGAUUUAGAGUGUGGAGAAAAGGUGGAUGGUUGUUAUAGGAAAUUGAUUGAGUUUCUUCCAAGGUUGGCACUAUUUUAUCUUUCUGCCUUACCUGCAUCUGAUAUAGAUUGGUUUAAUGAGCCUUAUACCUUUCAGGUUGCUAUUGGUGGGGAUGGGGCCCCAUUUGGGAAAUUUGACCAGUCUUGUGCUUGGUUAGUUAGCUUUCUCAACAUCGGUCAUAAGAUUUUAAGCAGCGAGGAAAAUUUCCUUAUCUUUGGUAGCAAUUGUAGUGAAACAAGCCCAGCAGUUGCCAAGUAUAUUUCAAUGAUAACUAAAGAGAUUGAGGACAUUGAAAAGGCUUCAUUUAACAUUAAUAAUAUG
Molecule: messenger RNA, 2164 nt
Organism: Paramuricea clavata
Lineage: Eukaryota; Metazoa; Cnidaria; Anthozoa; Malacalcyonacea; Plexauridae
Source: the annotation of a GenBank genome assembly